Colletotrichum higginsianum IMI 349063 is the source of this 1875-nucleotide messenger RNA. RefSeq names its product HET domain-containing protein. The record is from RefSeq and is a predicted model, not a curated record. Lineage: Eukaryota; Fungi; Ascomycota; Sordariomycetes; Glomerellales; Glomerellaceae. The transcript has a single exon. The coding region runs from base 1 to 1875 and encodes 624 amino acids.
AUGGCUCUCUUCGAGUAUGAACCGCUGGACCUAGGUGUGAAAUCCUUUCGACUUCUGAUGCUUCACCCCGGCGCCGGCGGUGAGGUGGCCUGUGACAUCUUCCAGGCGAGCCUCGAAGCGGAAGACAUCAUUCCCUACGAGGCACUAUCGUACGCUUGGGGGAGUAACGAUCUGUCCGAGUCCAUCACCGUGAAUCGUAGGAGGCUUCCCAUCACCAAGAGCCUGUUCCAUGCCAUGAAUCAUCUCCGGCGCGAUGCAGGCAGAAUACUGUGGGUCGACGCCGUCUGCAUCGACCAGAGCAACGUCGUGGAGCGAGGACACCAGGUGGGACAGAUGGGCGACGUUUACAGGGAGGCGGAGCAGGUCCUCAUAUGGCUGGGGCCCUCGUCGUACGAGACCAAGAUCCUGAUGGACUUCUUGAGAGCCCUCUAUCGAGACUCCUCUCGCCAGAAAGAUGCGGGAGAUCUCAGCCAGGCGCAAGAGAACUGGUUGUCCGCACAGCAGGACGCGGGCAUCGGCCGGGCUGCUCUUGACGAUAUCCGACGGCAAGCCCUAACAUCUCUUCUUGAAGAGCCCUGGUUCACACGGGUCUGGAUCCUGCAGGAGGUCUCUCACGCCCGAGCUGCUUCCGUGUGCUGCGGCAGGUGGACCGCCCCGGCUCACAUGCUCUUGAGCGCCGCAACGCUCGUCGGCGUCGACCCAAGUCCUCAGUGCAGGGCUGUCUUGGACUUGAUGCCGAAUCCAUUCACCAGAAGAUCCGCAAAAACAAAGACUCUCCAUACCUUGCUGCGAGAGUUCCGUGUGAGCCGAGCGAGCGACCCCCGUGACAUGGUCUACGCUUUGCUCGGCAUCGCCUCGGACAUCCCCCUAAGCGAUCCCAAUGGACUGCUCCUGCCGGAUUAUUCCAAGACUGAGGCACAGCUCGUCCAGGACCUGCAGGCGUUUCUCUUCUUUGGCGAUGUCGAACACCACCUGGGCAAGAUCGACGACCUCAGAGCGUUCCUUGCCCUGCUGCCCUCAUUGACGGAUCAGACGUGCAGAGACUCCAUCGCUGGUGGUCGGGUGGAAGAUGUGAAAAACUUUCUUAGGGGAGGAGGGCAGCUUGGGAUAGUAGACGCGCCCUCCAACGCACUUUCAAGUGUCAAGAACGAGAGGGAGCGGUUGUUCGUUCGAGAUCUAUCCCAAUUCCGAAACCCCAACCUCAUGAUAAGUGGAUCCGGUCUCGAGUCUCUUUUCGAACAGCUUGAUCUGAGGGAGGCCAAAACUCUCUUGGACCUUUGCGGAGGGAACUUGCGAAUUUCGGAGGAAUUCGUCACUGCAUUCAGAUGGAAUGGGCGGAAGCGAAAAAACACAAAGGUUUUGAAGUUUUUGCUCAGACAAGAGAACAGUGGUGUCCAAGUGAUGCAGGAUGGAUUCGCCGAGAUGGCGGCGUUUUGCGAUGCGAAGACGAUGAGGACAGUCAUUGAGCGUCAGGAACAGGCGUACCACAUCACGUCGAGGCUGUCUCUCAUGGCUUAUUUGAAUGAGAAACAUGGACGGGAUAUCAUGACGAUGCUUCUCACGUGGAAAGACGACAGGGUGCAGGUCACUGACGACGGCUUGUUGAAAACUCUCGAACUCAAUGACGCGGACGUUGUAGGAUUGCUUCGCUGGCGCGGUGUGCCGGGUGUCAGAGUAACCGGCACUGGCACGAACCCCUCUGAUCCAGAGAGCAGUUGGACCUCGACGGUGACCUUCGAAGGAGACUCCACCGUCUGUCGCCGUGAGGCGGAGGAAGUCCGCCGAAAGCUGCGAGAGUCUUGGGAGGGCGUCAUCACAGCAAACGUAGGGUACACCAACAAUGGAAUUUGGGAAGACUUGGUUGCAGAGUUCUGA